GUUGCCCGGAGAACCCGCGACAACAAAAGGCCGGAGCGGCGGUGGGGGCGGCGGCGGCCUGGAGGAGCGAAGCUGGGUAGUCCUGCGCUGUGCUCGCCGCCGGAGACCGGGGCUUUCUCGAGCUGGAGUCCAGAUCUUACAUAAAAUGGAUAAUUCUCACAGUAGAUACUGAAUAUUAAGUAGAAAGUUAUUUAGUAAAAUCUAAGCUGCUAUGGAAGAAAUACCAGUAAAAGUUGCUGUAAGAAUCCGACCUCUGCUGUGCAAAGAAGUUCUUCAUAAUCAUCAAGCUUGUGUGAGAGUUAUUCCAAACACCCAGCAAAUUAUCAUUGGGAGAGAUAGAGUCUUUACUUUUGAUUUUGUUUUUGGCAAAAAUUCCACUCAAGAUGAAGUUUAUAAUACAUGUAUAAAGCCACUAGUAUUGUCUCUCAUUGAGGGCUAUAAUGCAACUGUUUUUGCCUACGGACAAACUGGAUCUGGGAAGACCUACACCAUUGGAGGAGGCCAUGUUGCUUCAGUUGUGGAAGGACAAAAGGGUAUCAUUCCUCGAGCUAUCCAAGAAAUAUUUCAAAACAUCUCUGAGAACCCUAGCAUUGAUUUUAGUAUUAAAGUGUCUUAUAUCGAAGUAUAUAAGGAAGACCUAAGAGAUCUUCUAGAAUUGGAAACAUCAAUGAAGGAUCUUCAUAUUCGAGAAGACGAAAAAGGAAACACAGUGAUUGUUGGGGCCAAAGAAUGCCAGGUGGAGAGCGCAGAUGAGGUGAUGAGUCUCCUGGAGAUGGGGAAUGCAGCCAGGCGUACAGGGACCACGCAAAUGAACGAGCACUCCAGUAGAUCACAUGCGAUUUUUACAAUCAGCAUCUGUCAAGUGGAGAAAAACAGAGAGGCAGGUGAAGACGGAUUGUGGUACUCCCAUCGGCAGAUUGUCUCAAAGUUCCACUUUGUGGACUUGGCUGGCUCCGAAAGAGUAACCAAAACAGGGAAUACUGGCGAACGGUUCAAAGAAUCCAUUCAGAUCAACAGCGGGUUGCUGGCUUUAGGCAACGUCAUCAGCGCUCUCGGGGACCCCCGCAGGAAGAGUUCACAUAUUCCAUAUAGGGACGCGAAAAUUACCCGGCUUCUGAAAGAUUCCCUGGGAGGCAGCGCCAAGACUGUCAUGAUCACUUGUGUCAGCCCAUCCUCCUCAGAUUUUGAUGAGUCCUUAAAUUCCCUCAAAUAUGCCAACCGAGCCCGCAACAUUAGAAACAAGCCCACCUUAAACUUCAGCCCCGAGUCAGACCGAAUGGACGAAAUGGAGUUUGAAAUCAAGUUGCUUCGAGAAGCUUUGCAAAGCCAACAGGCUAGCAUCAGCCAAACCAGCCAGAUCCAUCCAGAGGAGACUCCCGAGAGAAACAGGAUCCAUUCUCUGGAGGAGCAGGUGGCCCAGCUGCAAGGCGAAUGUCUGAGUUACCAGAACUGCGUGGAGGAGGCCGUUACCUUCCUGGUGGACCUAAAGGAGGCCGUCCAACUGAACCCAAAGCAGCUGCACAAACUGCAGGAGUGGCUGAACAUGACUCAGGAGGUCAAGAAGGCGGUGUUCACCUUCUUCAGAGGGAGCCACGGCCUCGGCAGCCUGGGAGAAGGGCCUCAGCACGUUACGGUCCUCCAGCUGAAGCGAGAGCUGAAGAAAUGCCAGUGUGCGCUGGCUGCUGAUGAAGUUGUGUUUCAUCAGAGAGAACUGGAGGUGAAGGAACUAAAGAACCAAGUGCAAAUGAUGGUCCAGGAAAACAAAGGCCACGUGGUAUCUUUGAAAGAAGCACAGAAAGUGAAUAGAUUACAGAAUGAAAAAAUAAUAGAACAACAACUUCUUGUGGAUCAACUGAGCGAAGAACUAUCAAAACUUAACCUGUCAAUGACCUCUUCAGCUACGGAACCUUGUGGAGAUGGACCAGACACCAGGACAGCCACGAAGAGGCCAUGCACUGUACCCUUUGAUUCUCGUCUGGGACAUUACAUUUAUAUUCCAGCCAGACCAGGUUCCAGGAAGGUCUACACAAGCGCUUCUGUGUACUCUCUGGAUCGAGUAGUUGCCGGAUUUCGAACACGGAGUCAGAUGCUACUGGGUCACUUAGAAGAACAAGAUGAAGUCCUCCACUGCCAAUUUUCUGACAACAGUGAUGAUGAAGAAUCUGAAGGCCAAGAGAAAUCUGAAAUUAGAUGUAGAAGUCGCUCAUGGAUUCAAAAGCCAGACUCUGUUUGUUCUCUUGUUGAAUCGAAUGACAUUCAGGAUCAAACACAGAAGUCAAGUUUGGGGAAUGAAGAUUUAAAGAUUGAAUGUCUUCAGGAGAGUCAAGAUAUGAAUUUGCAAAAGUUAAGGAAUUCAGAACUCAUACUUACUGAAGCUAAACAAAAAAUGAGAGAACUUACAAUUAACAUCAAGAUGAAGGAAGAUCUAAUUAAAGAAUUAAUAAAAACAGGUAACGAUGCCAAGUCGGUAAGCAAACAGUAUUCUCUGAAAGUAACCAAACUUGAACACGAAGCAGAACGGGCGAAGGUGGAAUUAACUGAAACAGAGAAGCAGCUGCAAGAGCUAGAAAACAAAGAUCUUUCUGAUGUUGCUUUGAAGGUAAAAUUACAGAAGGAGUUCCGUAAAAAGAUGGAUGCCGCAAAGCUAAGAGUCCAGGUCUUACAGAAGAAGCAACAAAACAGUAAGAAAUUGGCAUCACUGUCGAUCCAAAAUGAGAAACGUGCUACUGAACUAGAGCAGAAUGUAGAUCACAUGAAAUAUCAAAAGGUACAGCUGCAAAAAAGACUUCGAGAAGAAAAUGAAAAAAGGAAGCAACUGGAUGCAGAUAUCAAGCGGGAUCAACAAAAAAUCAAAGAACUAAAGUUAAAAUCGGAACAGGAAGAAGCUCUGAAACUGAGAGCUGAGGAGCUUGAUGCAUUUAAGAUGAAAAAGAGAAAAGGUUCGUUUGGAAGAACAGACCAGCUCCAGAAAAUGGAUGAGCGAAAGAAAUGGCUAGAUGAAGAAGUAGAGAAAGUCCUGAACCAACGUCAAGAACUGGAGCAGCUGGAAGAAGACUUAAAGAAGCGAGAGGCCAUCGUUUGUAAGAAGGAGGCCCUGUUACAGGAGAAGAGCCACCUAGAAAAUAAGAAACUGAGAUCAAGUCAGGUCUUAAGCACAGAUAGUUUGAAAAUAUCAACUCGCCUGAACUUGUUGGACCAAGAGUUGUCUGAAAAGAAUGUAGAGCUUCAACACAGCACAGCUGAGGAGAAAAUAAAGAUUUCAGAACGAGUUCAAGCCCUCCAGAAAGAAAAGGAUCAGCUACAGAGACGAAGGAACAGUGUGGAUGAGAAACUUAAAAAUGGUAGUGUGUUAUCACCUGAAGAAGAACAUGUUCUUUUCCAACUUGAAGAAGGGAUUGAAGCUUUGGAAGCUGCAAUUGAAUACAAGAAUGAAAGUAUUCAGAGUCGCCAGAACUCACUCAGAGCCUCACUCCAAAACCUCUCUCAUAGUGAAGCAAAUGUCUUGGAAAAACUCAUUUGCCUGAGUCCUGUAGAGAUGAGAGCUAUUCUUUUCAGAUAUUUCAAUAAGGUGGUCCAUUUGCGAGAAACCGAACGGAAGCUCCAGUUACAGAAUGAAGAAAUGAAAAUGAAGGUUCUGGAACGGGAUAAUAUGGUUCGUGAACUGGAGUCUGCCCUUGAGCAUUUGAAACUACAGUGUGACCGGAGACUGACCCUUCAGCAGAAGGAGCAUGAGCAAAAGAUGCAGCUGCUGUUACAGCAUUUCCAAGAGCAAGAUGGUGAAGGCCUCGUGGAAAUGUUAAAAACAUAUGAAGAUAAAAUCCAACAGCUGGAAAAAGAUCUUUAUUUCUAUAAGAAAACCAGCAGAGAUCUUAAGAAGAAACUUAAGGAACUGGUAGGGGAAGCAGUUCGGCGGCAGCUAGCAGCAUCUGAACGUAAGACUUUUCAUGUCACUUGUCAUGCUAACGAUCAUGAUGCUGGGGAUAGAGUUCUGAACCCUGAUGAAGCAGGCAUGGUUCCAGAAGAAUUAAAGUGGGCAUCCAGAACUGAAAAUAUGAGAUUAAGUGGAAGAGAAAGAGAACUGGACAAUUCAACAAGCAGUUUAAGAACACAACCAAAUCCUCUGAAACUCUGGGAAGAGGGCCCAGAAUUGCCUUUGAUCUGUAGCUCUUUAGCACCUACUAGUGGACAUUUGUUAAACAAUGAGGAUAAAAUAGAAGGAGAUGAAAAUCAUUUCACAAAAUCUCAUAGCCGACCAUCACCCCAAAUCCAGCUGGUGGGUAAUGUGGGACAGCUUCAUGGUGUCACAUCUGUAAAACUGUGUCGUAAAGAGUUACGUCAGAUUUCUGCCUUGGAACUAUCAUUACGACGUUCCACUCUUGGAGCUGGGGUUGGAUCUAUGACUGCUGAUUCCAUUGAAGUAGCUAGGAAACCGAGUGACUUAAAAACUUAGGCCUUUAGUAACAGAACUUUUAACUUUCAAUAGGAGGUAUUAGAUUCCUUUGUCUAACCUGUUAGAAAUUAAAGCUCUUCCUUCAGGAUAUAGGAAGAAGGGGAGGAAGGAAUCAUCUUGUAUACUAUAGAUGUAUGUAUCUUCUAUGGUAUGUUUGGGAAGUUUUAAUUAUUUGCAGACAAUUAGCAAUAAUUGUAAUUAGCAAAUGAACAUGUUCUCUAAUACUGUCAAGUAAUGGAAAAUUUAAAAUUUUACAUAUUUAAAUAUUUAUUUAUUUGAAUUUAAUUAACUAUUCAAAUUUAAUUUAAAUAAUUAAAUAUUUAAAUUUAUUUCCACUUAAAAAUUUGCUUAAAAUCCAAGCUUAUAUAAAGAAGAAAAAGACUGGAAUAGUAAUAUUGCUGUAUAAUAUAAAAGUAUGUUAUAAUACAUGAAUUACACUUUAUAAGUUUAUAAUAUUGUUAUUCUCAAAUGUAUUUGUUAUUUUGAAGAGUUACAGUUAAAUAUUGCUUGUAUGAGAGAGGGAGUUACAUACAGCCUAUCUUUUGGCACAGCUGAAAAAUCUGUGCCAAAAUACAGUCUGUGGGUUUAAGGCAACUUGACUAGGUUGAUGGGUUGAAGUUAAUUUAUGAUCCUCCGAGUUCAGAGAGCUUGAGUGAUCAAUCUUGACUUUCUAAAGACAGUUCUCUGCUCUUUUUCUAGAAUUGUCUUUAGAAUGUCAUAUUGCUAUUUUGCUUAUAUUAUGAAAUCUAAGUUUUAUCUUGCUCCUACCCUGUAUACUCAACAUGUCUGUCCCUAGGCUAUAAGAUUGGGGGAAAAGGAUUCAGUCCUAUGCCACAGGGAAACAGACAGAAUAACGGUAAAGCAUUUUAGCAUUUCCAGGAAAAGUUAUUUGGUCACACGAGUGUGCCUGUAAAGCUUGAAGUCUCACCAGAGGCUCUUCAGCUAAGAAGCUGAUGGGCCUCAUCAGAGACUUUCCUCUACAGCCUGCUUACUCGGGUCUUGCACACAGGCAGGCCAGACUGCACUGGGGCUGUAAAUAUGUAAAUGAAAUUUUUCAUCAAGAUUUUUUCAGUCUAAAUCUUAUUAUAUAAUAUAAACUUCAGUUUGGAAUUAAGAAUGAAAAUACUGAUUUUCCCAACAAAUACUUAGUACCUUUUCAUCAUACUUUUUAAUCACAGAAAACAUUAUAAUGACCAGAGGUAUUUUGUUGUUAUUUUUGUUACUUUUCGAAAUUUCCAUUUGUAAAAUAAAGUUGUUUCUUAAACUAACUACUGUUUGGGUGGGACAGUGGUCAAGCUGCCCUGACUUAUGGAUGUCUACUCAGUUCUUGCUGACUCCAGUGUUUCUAAGGUGAUGCUGCUACUGAUAUUUUUUUGGUCCUUUUCCUUUGUUGUUAUGACCCUGCCCAUCUUACCAAAGACCCCAACUGUCACUCUGUGCUCACAUACUUAUGGUUUCCUUUUCUGAUUUCUAGUGCCUAGGGAGUAGGCCUCCUUGUUCUCAUUGCUAAAAACCAGUUCCUAGAGAAGAAAACCCAAACAAAACAAACUUCUAAAUCGGCGAAUAGUUCUGUAUCUCUUAAGCAUGGUACUGAAAUUCAUUUAAGUUGUGGGUGAGAUAGACUGCCAUGCACUUAGCUGGGAAUUGAACCACAUUACACAGCAUUGGCCCAGUGAGAAACUGCUUUCAACAGGGAAUUACGAACUAAUUUGGAAAAUACCUUUUUAGCAGAGACUAUUUCAAGUCAGAUUCUGGUUUUAAGCUAGUCUCUUCUUUUUGCCUCAGUUUAUAUGAUAUAUACUUAAUAUAUAUCAUAUGCAAUGUGUGUAUAUACUAUCUAUAGAUAUGACAAAGGUCAGUACCUUAACCAAGUAUAAUGAUAUAUCUAUUAAUGAAGGUCCUAAGUGUAAAUUCCUUAUAAGAUUAAGUAAUAAUUUAGAAUAAGAAUAUAUUCUAACCCUGGAAUCUUAGUUUGCCUCAGAAAUUGGCCCAUACUUGUUUUACCUGUGGAAAUAGAAACAUACUUUCUAAAAGCCAAAGCGCUCGCACUCACAAAGCAAGAAAAUUUAUAUCAAAUCAACAGUGAUUAGAUUUAAUAAUGCAAAUGUGAAUGGACUCCUAAAUAAGAAAGGUACAAUUUUUUUCUUCCUUUUGGUUACACAUAUAUCCAUAUACAAUGAUAGAUUUCAUGUACAUACAGUAACACAUACAUAUAAAUACAAAUAAUGUCCUGAAUAACAAAUACAUUCUGGAAGUGAACCUCUCAUCUUUCUAGUUUAGUGCCCUCACAAAGGAAAGAAAAAUUAAGGCACCCUGCCCAAGUCAAGUAAAAAUUUUUUUUUUACUUAUACUAGUAAUAAAUUUUACUCUGCUUCA
Messenger RNA from Mustela lutreola (European mink), 6826 nucleotides. It is a transcript of the gene KIF27, whose product is annotated as kinesin family member 27. Lineage: Eukaryota; Metazoa; Chordata; Mammalia; Carnivora; Mustelidae. Gene Ontology annotation, biological process: mitotic spindle organization; microtubule-based movement. Gene Ontology annotation, molecular function: ATP binding; microtubule binding; microtubule motor activity. The transcript has 18 exons. The record is from RefSeq and is a predicted model, not a curated record. The coding region runs from base 212 to 4450 and encodes 1412 amino acids.